AUGUCAGGCCAGUACUAUCCUCCUCCGCCUGCGUCGGCAGGACCGGUCAACAAUUAUCCGCCGCCGCCAACUUCACCUCCCGCCGGCCAGCCUCAGUCGUACCCUUCGCCUCCUGGCGCUGGGCCAGGCUAUGCGUCGCCGCCUCCUCACCUCCAGCAGCAGCAGCAGCCGCAGCACUACCCUUCUCCCCCGCCACAACAGCACCACCAGCCAAGCUACCCGCUGCCGCCGCAACAGCAACAGCAACAAUUCCAGGCGCCGCCCCAACAUCAGCCGACUCCGCAGAACUACCCGCCUCCUCCCCAGGUCCAGCACCAGCAGAGCUAUCCUCCGCCGCCACAGCCACAGCAGCAGAGCACAUCCCCGCCGCCGCCGCAGAGUGCGGGCACGCCUGUCUCGUUCCACGCCCCGCCUGCGCCGGGACAGCACCAACAGCUGCCAUUGCGCAGCAGCAUCGCAAGCACAGCGACGCCUCCACCUCCAGCACCAGCAGCAGCAGCACCUUCGUACGAGGCGUCCACCCCAAAUGCCCCCAGUGGUUACCCGCAGGAGAAGGGCCCCGGGGGCCCUGGAGCUGCCCUGAGCUCGCCGAUGGCAUCGCCCGGUCCUGGCGCUGGAGCGGCUGGUGGCGGCCCCUCUUCCGGGCCGCACCCGGGUCCCGCGCACGUUCCCAACACGGCGACCACGGUCGACGACGUCGGCACUUUUAAUGGCGGCUCGUACCGCAUCAGCCACCGCGAUUGCAACACGAUUGUCACGAUCCAGCUCGCCAUGGGCUGUCCGCUCGCCGCAAAGCCCGGCGUGCUGAUUGCCAUGAGUCCGACCGUCACGCUGAAGGGCGAGUACAAGAUGUCGCUCAAGAAGAUUGUCGCGGGCGGCGAGAUCGGCCACUCGACAUUCAUCGGUCCUGGUGAGGUCCUUCUUGCGCCGAGUGCGCUCGGCGACAUCACAACCAUUCGGCUCAAUGGCAACGAGUCGUGGAGCGUCGGCAAGGACUCGUACGUGGCGAGCACGCAGGGCGUGAUCCGCGACUACAAGCGCCAGGGCCUGGGCAAGGCCAUGUUCAGCGGCGAGGGGCUUUGGGUCAACAAGAUCUCGGGCGUGGGACUCAUGUGGAUUGCCAGCUUCGGCGCCAUCAUCCGCAAAGACCUGAUGCCGGACGAGAAGUACAUUGUCGACAACGGCCACCUUGUCGCGUGGAACACAAAGUAUGUCAUGGAGCGUGUCGCGAGUGGUGGCAUCAUUGCUGGGUUCGCCAGCGGUGAGGGCCUGGUGUGCAAAUUCACCGGGCCCGGCACUGUGUUUUUGCAGACGAGGAACCCGCGAGCAUUCGCUGCCUUCAUGGCGGGCAACGCGGCACCCCCGUAA
This is a messenger RNA of Microdochium trichocladiopsis, 1368 nucleotides long. RefSeq names its product tryptophan RNA-binding attenuator protein-like domain-containing protein. The record is from RefSeq and is a predicted model, not a curated record. NCBI's taxonomy places the organism in Eukaryota, Fungi, Ascomycota, Sordariomycetes, Xylariales, Microdochiaceae. The transcript has 3 exons. Bases 1 to 1368 code for a protein of 455 amino acids.